Molecule: messenger RNA, 2654 nt
Organism: Drosophila kikkawai
Lineage: Eukaryota; Metazoa; Arthropoda; Insecta; Diptera; Drosophilidae
Gene: Vps11
Product: vacuolar protein sorting 11
Biological process (GO): organelle fusion; endosome organization; vacuole organization
Cellular component (GO): endosome; HOPS complex
Molecular function (GO): protein-macromolecule adaptor activity
Source: RefSeq, a predicted model, not a curated record
GCUAUUUUCUUAGCUGUUUCUAAAUACCGAAUGUAACUAAAGACAAACAUUGCAUGUUUUGUUUCAGUUAAAACAAAAUAAAAAUGGAUAAAAGUGUGCUUGAGUGGAAAAAAGCGAACAUUUACAACACCAUACCCUUCACGAAAUGCCCAAACACGGCAGACAUAACGUGUCAUUGCGUUAACGUAAACAAUGCAAUCGCUGAGCAAAAGAAAAUUAGAAUUGUUCUUUGUGACCAACAUGGAAAUAUACAUGUUUAUUUUUCGGAUUGGGAAUCUUUUUCGUUUAAGUCUCAACACGGAAGCGACACUAUCAAACUUUGUGCACUAACAUCGAAUAGUUUGCUGGUAACUGCAACACAGGAUGCACAUUAUAGGCUUCAUAUCGACCUUUAUGAUAUACAAAGAUUAACGAAAAAGCAAGAAGCUCCUAUUAUUGCAUCUGCAUCAUAUCCACUCAUAAGUACUGCUGCGUGCAUGACUGUUGAAGUUAUUGAUGAAAAAAUACUUGCCUUGGGCAUAGGUUUCGCGAAUGGAGAUAUUCUGUUGCAUUAUGGAAAAAUAAGUAGAGACUUUUCUGGCAAUCUUUGUCGACACACGAUAUCUUCAGACUCAAUAAUUGGAAUACAUUUCGAUCAACUGUCAGAUAUAUCAACUCAAAACAUGUUUAUAACAUGUAGUCAUGGUGUAUAUUGCUUUCUCUUAAAAGAUAAAGGCUUUAUUGAUAAAAUAUUUGUUCUUGAUAAUGAAAAAAGCCACCACAAUCAUUGUUGUACAAUGCGAAAACCUACUUGUGGAGAUUCCCAUGGGUCUAUGUUGGUAGUUGGUCGAGAAGACGCUAUGUACUGUUAUACGCGUGAUGGAAGGGGACCUUGUUUUGCUAUUGAAGGAACAAAAAAAAGCUUAAAUUGGGAAGGACAUAAUCUUAUCAUCGUCGUCAAACCGAUGAAAUCCCUUUUAAAGCUAAGUCAAGCUACUUUGAUUAUAGUGGAUACCGAUAAUAAAUUAAUAGUAUUUUAUAGUCAAAUUAAAGAUGUGUUUUGUACAAUCAGUGAAAAGAAUUUGUUCUUUAUAAUAAGCUGUGACAAAGACUAUGCAUUAAUUUUAAAGCAGUAUAAUAUGAGUAAAACAGUUGGCCUUUUAAUUUACCAGAAAAUGUAUGAAAUCGCACUGAGGUUUUUAGAUCGAGAAGGCUUUACAUCUUCCGCAGAGGCUUCUUCUGUGCGAUUUCAAUACGGAAAUUAUUUACUUCACAGAGGGGAAAUAAGUAGAGCGGUUCAAGAAUAUACUAAAACAAUUGGAUUUAUUAAGCCAUAUGCUGUAAUUUCAAAACUUCUUUCUUCUCGAUACAAUGAUUAUCUUAAAGACUACUUACUUGAAUUAAAAAAAAAAAUGUCGAGCCAUAAUUUGAAACUUAUUGAAUGUUGUUCGAAACGUAACCAGUUGAAACAGAAAAUUGAGGAGCUAAAGGAUGCAGAGGCAAAAUCGAGGCUCAUGAAAGUAAUACUGGCUGUGGGAUUACCAAAAAUAUAUUUCCAUCAGACGUUGGAAAAUCAAUGUGACUUUAUAGAAAUAAAUCUCUUAAAUCGCAUUUUGGAAUAUGCUGAUAAACAACAAAUUGUUGAUUUCUAUAGAUUGUUUAAGAAUGACGGAUUGGAAAUAUUUGAUCCAAAAUCGAAAAAUAUGCUUUGUUUUCUUUACAUUUUAUCUGAACACAAAGAUUAUUGCGUCCACUUACUGGCAAAAAAUGUUAACAGCUACUCUACCUGUGAAGAUAAUGUGUAUUAUUAUUUACUCAUUUUGUAUCUUGAACUAUGGAGUGCCAAUAAAAUUAAUAAAAGUUCAGUUCUAGACUUUUUGCAAAAAAAUAGCUUACGGCUGGAAAAGGUUUUAGUCAUAUGCACCCUUUUUAAAUUUCCAUGUGAAGUUGGAGAAAUUCAAUAUAAAAAACCGAAUGAGAACACCGUCACAAACAACGCAGUCAAUAAAUGCAUAAGUAAAUUAGUUGAAAAGAAUCCAGAAGUGGGUUUCGAAUUAAAUGCAAGUAAGAAAACAUUUCUUAUAAUGUUGAAGAAGUCGUGCACAAAUAAAGCAAUACAGGCGUUGGAGCUUAAGCCUCUCUUUAAAGAAGGAAUAUUUCGUGAUAUAGUAGAUUCAAAAAAGGAAAUAAAUAUAAUUAAGGAUUUAAAAAAUACGCUUAAGAAAUCAAAUUGCAUACUUUCUCUUUAUACAAACAAUCCAAUUGAAUUUCGCAAUGACACAUGUGACAUUUGUCGUCAAACCUUAAAUAUGCAAUCCAUAUAUUUUCUUUGUCAACACACCUUUCAUAAAGAAUGCUUAAACUAUAAUAAAACAACAUGUAAAGACGAAUUGAAAUGUGCAAUUUGCAAUGUAAAAUUUACUUCCCUGGAAGAAAAAGACCAGCAAAAGUUAAAUUCAGAUUCCUUAAGUGUUAUUUCAUUGAUUUCAAAAGAACUGGCUGGAGGAAUAAUAAAAGUAGAAACGGAAACAACGGUUUUAAAAUCUUUUAAACAUAAGAUGGGUAAAAACAAUCGCGGAGAAUGGCAAGGAAAAUGCACUAAAAAUCCAUUUGAUUCCAAUUAUAAUUUGUAGUAAUAUACAUAAAUAUAUUUUUAAAAAUAUUGUUAUAUAAAA